UUUCAUGCAAAAUUUCACGUAAACAAGUGUCACUCUUCUCUCCCUUUAUAUUCUCACUCCAUUUUCUUCUUUCUUUUCUCAUUCACAUUCUAUUAAUUACCAUUCACUCUUUUAUUAAAAGAAAUUAUAAAUUAAACAAUCCGCCGUCCUCCACCACCAUCCCUCCAUGGCUGAUCAACCAACUCGCGGUGGCCAGAAGCAGCAGCAACAACAGCAGCAGCAAAUGCAACAACAAGUGCAGCCAUCGGAGGCCAUCAAAAGCCUCCUUCCUCAACAAGGUCCAUCAAAAUCCCAAGUACUUGCUGUCGUCACUCUCUUCCCCUUCGGUGGGGCCCUCCUUUGCCUGGCUGGACUAACCCUCGUUGGAACUCUGAUCGGUCUUGCUGUAGCCACGCCGGUUUUCCUCCUCUUCAGCCCCGUUUUGGUACCGGCAGCGCUAACUAUAGCGCUGGCGGUUACAGGGUUUUUGACGUCUGGAGCGUUUGGGAUAACGGCGUUAUCGUCGUUAUCGUGGAUGAUUAAUUAUAUGAGGAGAAUGAGGGGAACAACUGGAGAGCAGCAGGUGGUGCCAGCGAAGCGAUGGGGGCUCUGAUUGAAAAUUGUAAUGAGAUAAAUCAACUGGAGUACUGUUGAUUUAUGUGUUUUAUUUUUGUCUUGUUUUAAUCUGUGUAAUGUAUUAUGUAUACUUUUGUGUUGUGUUUAAUGUAUAACUCUUUUAAGUGUGUAAUUUGCUGCAUUUUGUUUUUUAUUUAAUUUCUAGUGUAAUGUAAUAAAAUGUGAGUUUUUGCUUUUGGCA
Molecule: messenger RNA, 796 nt
Organism: Capsicum annuum
Lineage: Eukaryota; Viridiplantae; Streptophyta; Magnoliopsida; Solanales; Solanaceae
Product: oleosin H2
Exons: 1
Coding region: 167-592 (141 amino acids)
Biological process (GO): response to freezing; lipid storage; seed oilbody biogenesis
Cellular component (GO): monolayer-surrounded lipid storage body; membrane
Source: RefSeq, a predicted model, not a curated record